AUGGAGCUCUCUGAAGGCCAGGUUGCUGGCCCCACUGCAAAAGGAGCAGGGCUAACGACAUGUUUCCAGGUCGGGACUCUGCCCAGUGGCGACCUUCCAGUGUACUGCUGGGAACAGCCGGAGGAUAGCAGCUCGGGGACCUUACUCACCUUAGAGGAGCAGAUACUGAACUCCACAUUCGAAGCUUGUGACCCCCAGAGGACAGGCACUGUGACUGUGACCCAUGUACUCGCCUACUUGGAGACCGUGACAGGCCGGGGACCCCAGGAUGCACGUCUUCGAACACUGGCUUGUAGCCUGGACCCCAAUGGGGAAGGCCCCGGAGCCACUGUGGAUUUGGACACUUUCCUGACAGUCAUGCGGGACUGGAUUGCUGCCUGUCAGUUGGAGGGGGGAUUAGAGCUGGAAGAGGAGACUGUCUUCGAGGGAGUCCUGACCUCCCAGCAGCUGCCAUCUGGAUGUCGGGAAGCUGAGGAACCAGCCAAUCUGGAGAGCUUUGGAGGAGAAGACCCCAAACCUGAAUUGCCUGCCACAGCUGACCUUCUGAGCAACCUGGAGGACCUAGAACUCAGCAACCGGCGGCUGGCCGGGGAGAAUGCCAAACUGCAGCGCAGCGUGGAAACCGCCGAAGAGGGCUCAGCUAGGCUGGCCGAGGAGAUCUUGGCCCUGCGCAAACAGCUUCGCAGUACCCAGCAGGCUCUGCAGUGUGCCAAAGCUGUGGAUGAGGAGCUGGAGGACCUGAAAACCCUCACCAAGAGCCUGGAGGAGCAGAACCACAGCCUCCUGGCCCAGACCAGGCAGUCGGAAAAGGAGCAGCAGCAUCUGGCGGCUGAGAUGGAGUCUCUGCAGGAGGAGAACGGGAAGCUGCUGGCUGAGCGGGACGGGGUGAAGAGGAGGAACGAGGAGCUGACCCUGGAGAAGGACGCUCUGAAGCGGCAGCUCUAUGAGUGUGAACGACUGGUGUGCCAGCGAGACACAGCCCUGUCUGAGCGCACGCGCCAUGUGGACCGGCUGGCCAGGACCUUGGCAGAGUACAAAACGACCAACCAGGAGUUAAGGAAUGAAAUCUCACACCUGGAAGAGCAGCUGAGUCAGAUCCACAAGGGUCCUGAAGAACUACCUGAAGGGGCCCAGGAGAGAACAAUGGACAUGUCCAGGCUGCUGCCCCCCUCGCUGGGUAUGGAGAUCGGGGCGAUUCAGCAGAGCCAAGACAUGGCCGCCUCAGGUCUCUGCAAUCCUCUGUGUGGAGUGUGGCAGUGGGAUAACGGCUCCACUGAGACUGAUGAAGAAGCUGCAAUUUUCCCUGCAGCCCAGGGUGAGUCUGAGCACCCCGUGGAAGGACGGAAGGAACGCUCCAUGUGGUUGCCCAGAAGAGAGGAAAAGGAGGAAGAGGAAACCCAAGUCAUGGCCAAUCUCCCCAUUCCCCUGGGAGACCCCAACUGUGACAUCCCUGGCAGCCCUCCUGAGAGCCCUGCCCAGCCAGCACUGCAGCAAGCCCUGGUGCCGGUGGUGAAGGAGCUGGGCCCUGUGGUGCCACCGGUCUGGAGCCCACUCUGCAUCUGUCCCCUGCACCCUCCACAGCUCAGGGUACAACGGCACUCCGUGAUCCCUGCGCCCAUCCUGGGCAUGCUGCUGCUGCUGGUGCUCUCUGUGCUGCUGUUUGGCCAUUUGCAGCCCCCCACCUGGCCCCACCUCCAGCUCUACUACCUGCAGCCCCCACCCAUGUGAGCCGCCCCAUCCCUCAGCACCCCUCCUUCAGCGCCCUGCCCUCCUUUUCCCCUCCGAGUGCCCCAGAGCCAGGGGCCCAGAUGCAGUGUUUGGGAUCCCUGCCCCUUUAGGUUUUCACCUGGUUCACUUGGAUGUUUUUGACAUUGGCCACUAAUUUCCUAAUAAUGAAAACAUGUCCCUUGCUGGGUCAAACGUGAGGGGCUCUGUUUUCCUAAAACUGUCAGGAGGAGGGAAGUUGUGGGCCCAGAGUUCCAGGGUCUUAACAUCAGGGCAGGGCUG
Molecule: messenger RNA, 2007 nt
Organism: Suncus etruscus (white-toothed pygmy shrew)
Lineage: Eukaryota; Metazoa; Chordata; Mammalia; Eulipotyphla; Soricidae
Gene: KASH5
Product: KASH domain containing 5
Exons: 20
Coding region: 1-1728 (575 amino acids)
Biological process (GO): homologous chromosome pairing at meiosis; actin filament organization; chromosome localization to nuclear envelope involved in homologous chromosome segregation
Cellular component (GO): chromosome, telomeric region; meiotic spindle pole; meiotic nuclear membrane microtubule tethering complex
Molecular function (GO): dynein complex binding
Source: RefSeq, a predicted model, not a curated record